AUGGUGCCAAAUGAGGACUAUCAGUACAUGGGAGUUAUACAACUUUUCCUCCAUUUUGGAUGGAGGUGGAUUGGAGUCUUUACUUUUGAAACUAAGGGAGAACGUUUUUUGCAGAAACUGCAGCCAUUGAUUUCACAGAAUGGGAUCUGUUUAGCUUUCACACAAACAAUUCCACAACAUAUCCACUUAGAAGAUUUGUCAGAAUUGUUCGAUUCAGUCUCAAUUAUUUCUGAUAAAUUGAUGGAUCGGAAAGCGAAUGUUUUUCUUGUCUAUGGAGAAUCAUUCACAAUAGUGUGGCUCAGAACUGUCAUGUUUCUACGUGAUCCAGAAAAUAAAGACAUAUCAAUAUUUACAAAGGUUUGGAUCCUGAUGAACCCAAUUGAUUUCAUACUGACGGGAACUCAAAGGAGUUGGGAUCUUCAGAUGUACCAUGGGGCUCUUUCCUUUACAGUGCAUUCAAGAGACAUUCAAGGCUUCAAAGAAUUUCUUCAAGUCAUCAAACCUUCAAUCCACAAAGAUGGAUUUCUUCAAGAGGUUUGGCAACAAUUGUUUGACUGUGUGUUUUUAAAGGCAAACUUACCUUCAUCUAUCAAUGGAGUUUGUAGUGGGGAAGAGAAUUUGGAGAAUCUGCCUGCACCUCUGUUUGAGUUGAAGAUGACUAGCCAAAGCUACAGUAUCUACAAUGCUGUUUAUGCAGUGGCACAUUCUUUGCAUGAGGCAAUGACAUCAAGUCCCAAGUGGACAAAAAUUCAAAGGGUUGAAUUUCCAAAUCUGCAGCCUUGGCAGCUCCAUCAGUUUCUUCAAGAGAUUUCUUUUAACAACUCAGCUGGAGAAAAAGUCUUCUUUAAAAACAGAAGAGAAGGUCCAGGUGGCUUUGACAUUAUCAACAUGAUCAUUUUCCCAAACAGAUCCUUUCAGAGAGUUAAAGCUGGAAAGUUACACCCUAAUGCUCCAAAAGGAAAAGAAGUUAUCAUUGAGAACACAAUCCUUUGGCAUCCUGGUUUUAACCAAGUUCUUCCUGUUUCUUUGUGUAAUGACCCCUGUUCCCCAGGAUCCUGGAAGAGAAGGGCUGAAGGCAGUCAGUUCUGUUGCUAUGACUGUGUUCCAUGCCUAGAAGGAAAGAUUUCUAAUGGAACUGAUAUGGAUGACUGUUUUGAAUGUUCAGAAGAUCAUUAUCCAAAUAAAGAAAAGAAAGGCUGUAUCCUGAAACUGCUGGUCUUUCUAACUUUUGAAGAAACUUUAGGAGUCGGUUUAGCCUCAGUCACUCUUGGUUUCUUCAUCUUGACAUCUUGGGUACUUGGAACUUUUAUUAAACACAGGGAUACUCCCAUUGUCAGAGCCAACAACAGAUCCCUCACCUAUACCCUUCUUGUCUCUCUUUUGUUCUGUUUUCUCUCCUCUUUUUUAUUUCUCAGCCAACCUGGCAAAGUGACCUGCCUUCUUAGACAAUCAACUUUUGGAAUUACCUUCUCAGUGGCCAUUUCUAGUGUACUGGCCAAAACCAUCACGGUGGUUGUGGCUUUCAUGGCCACUAAACCUGGAUCAAAAAUGAGGAAGUGGGUGGGGAAAAGAUUGGCCUUUGCUGCUGUCCUUUCCUGUUCUCUUAUUCAAGUAUGUAUUUGUACUCUUUGGUUGUCAACAUCUCCCCCAUUCCCUGAAUUGGACAUGCAUUCAGAGCUCCAAGAAAUGAUUUUACAGUGCAAUGAGGGGUCAGGUUUCUUUUUCUACUGUGUCUUGGGCUACAUGGGUAUCUUAGCCAUUGCCAGCUUCAUUGUGGCUUUCCUUGCCCGUAAAUUACCUGACAGAUUCAAUGAAGCCAAGUUCAUCACCUUCAGCAUGUUGGCCUUUUGCAGUGUGUGGGUCUCCUUCUUUCCAGCCUAUCUGAGCACAAAAGGCAAAGCCAUGGUAGCUGUGGAGGUCUUCUCCAUCUUGUCUUCCAGCGCUGCAUUACUGGGAUGCAUAUUCUUGCCAAAAUGCUACCUCAUUGUUUUGCGGCCUGAGCUAAACCACAGGGAACAACUAAUAAAGAGAAUGUAG
Messenger RNA from Protobothrops mucrosquamatus (brown spotted pit viper), 2037 nucleotides. Its product is annotated as vomeronasal type-2 receptor 26-like. The record is from RefSeq and is a predicted model, not a curated record. Lineage: Eukaryota; Metazoa; Chordata; Lepidosauria; Squamata; Viperidae. The transcript has 4 exons. Gene Ontology annotation, cellular component: membrane. Bases 1 to 2037 code for a protein of 678 amino acids. Gene Ontology annotation, molecular function: G protein-coupled receptor activity. Gene Ontology annotation, biological process: G protein-coupled receptor signaling pathway.